This is a messenger RNA of Spea bombifrons (plains spadefoot toad), 1613 nucleotides long. RefSeq names its product pleckstrin homology and FYVE domain containing 2 (gene PLEKHF2). Lineage: Eukaryota; Metazoa; Chordata; Amphibia; Anura; Pelobatidae. The coding region runs from base 397 to 1140 and encodes 247 amino acids. The record is from RefSeq and is a predicted model, not a curated record. The transcript has 2 exons. Gene Ontology annotation, molecular function: metal ion binding; phosphatidylinositol binding.
GAAGUAAACCUAUGGCAUGUGACUGUGGGCGGGCCCCUGUUAUUCUUGGAGAUCUGCUCCGGCCUGCCCGACCAAUGGCGGCUUGCGUACAGAGGGUGGGGCCUAGGUUUGCAUGUGAUGAUGGGAGCGGCGGGUGCCCGAAGUGCCGAGAGGAGUGGUCGCUGCCUGGAGUUCCCGGUCCGCUGUAUUUAUUAUAGCACUCCCUCCGGGUGCUCGGUGCAUGGGAGGCGAUUAUUUCCUGAUAGGCUUCGCUAUUAACGCCGGCAGUUAGCUGUCAGUAAACGGCUGGUGUAGGUGAUAGAAAAGUAAACACAGCUCGGGAUUGUUUACGCCCUGUGAAUACGGUUAAUCACCGGCGGCCUCGUCCAUUCACCGUCUUCCGGUUUCUUAAAGAAGAUGGUGGAUCGUUUGGUACAUAGCGAAGCUAAUGCAAGGCGUAUUAACCAGGUGGAGAGCUGUUUUGGAACAGCUGGCCAACCUUUAGCUAUACCUGGAAGAGUCCUUAUCGGAGAAGGCGUGUUAACAAAGCUUUGUAGGAAGAAGCCAAAAGCCAGACAGUUUUUCCUGUUCAAUGACAUCCUUGUUUAUGGUAAUAUUGUCAUACAGAAGAAAAAAUAUAAUAAACAGCACAUAAUUCCCCUUGAGAACGUUACCAUUGACUCGGUCCCAGAUGAAGGAGACCUGCGGAAUGGGUGGCUUAUAAAGACUCCUACAAAAUCGUUUGCCGUGUAUGCUGCGACGGCUACCGAGAAGUCCGAAUGGAUGAAUCACAUUAACAAAUGUGUAUUUGAUUUGAUAUCGAAAAGUGGAAAGACUCCUAAUAGUGAACAUGCUGCAGUCUGGAUUCCAGAUUCAGAGGCUACGGUCUGCAUGCGUUGUAAGAAAGCAAAGUUUACAGCGGUAACCCGCAGACAUCACUGCCGGAAGUGUGGAUUUGUUAUUUGUGCACCUUGCUCCGAGAAGAAGUUUCUCCUCCCCAAUCUGUCCUCGAAGCCCGUGCGGGUUUGUGAUUUCUGCUACGAUUUACUGUCCAGCGGUGAAGUGAACUGCCAGCCUUGUAGAUCGGACUCUUUUUCCAACUCUCCAAGAUCUACAAACCAUUUGUCUGAUGAUGACGACGACGAGGAUAGUAGUGACUAAACUUCAAGAAAAACUCUUAUGUUUUGGUGUGAGCUGCUUCGAGAAGGGUUUUUUUCUUCCUUUGGCUAUCUGUUAACCCUGUUUUUGCCUGAGAAUAUAUAACUUAAAUGUGCCUGUGUGAAAGAAAUACUUCCUUCAGGGAAAAAAUGUCGAAAUCGCUAAUAACGUGUUACUUCAGCUCAGUGUGUUCCGGUUCUGAAAUACUAUAAGACGUUGAAUCUGUGGCUUUUCAACUCUUGAGAUAUCUAAUUCUUUUGAAAUUGGCAGCAGGUGCAUCCAAACGCUUACGAAGUACAACCUUUUCGCCUCUCUGAUGCUGCCAUAUUGUAUUGUGGAAGUAAGCGUUCAGCAAUCGUACAAGAGCAGCCGCGACGUGCCUUAUCACAGCUGAAAUGAGGGUUUUAUGACUUAAUCAGACGCAUGGUGCUUGAUUAAAUUUUAUAGGAAUAAAGUAUCACUCUACAUAAUAUAAA